Molecule: messenger RNA, 561 nt
Organism: Aspergillus fumigatus Af293
Lineage: Eukaryota; Fungi; Ascomycota; Eurotiomycetes; Eurotiales; Aspergillaceae
Exons: 2
Coding region: 1-561 (186 amino acids)
Source: RefSeq, a predicted model, not a curated record
AUGAAAGCUAACAUGUUGCCACAGUCGCCUCAUGGCAACGAUGGCUACAAGUCAAUACCUGAAGACGUAUCGCAGCAAGUGAUUAUCAACAAUGGGCGCUGCUUCCGACUGGAAGUACCGAAAUGUGAUGACCAACCCCGUGCCCUGCGCCAGAAGGAGCAAAAGGCAAUAAAAAAGAAGGCCAAUAAGGUGCUUCUGUCGUUAGGCCGCCUCCUGCGCAUGCUGCUCUUCUUCCGGCCCAUUACUUCUACCAGUGUCUCCAAGCGCCCGCAUCCGCGCCACAAACUCGAAGUCGUCUACUAUCUUCCGUCCCUGUAUCGCACGCACCGAGGCCACCAUCGAAAAGGCGUCGUAGUGACGAAGUUGGAGAACCGUGUUCCGCUUGUGCUGGUGGUCGAAGUGCUUUUCGUUUUUGUGUUGCUCCUCCGGAUGUUAUCGACUUUGAAGGGAAACGUCACUCCUUAUAUGCCGACGCAUGCGCCAAUUGUAUUUGGCACGGCAAAGGUGCAGAAUGUUCGUUCCAUCUCUGCACCACCGGCCAUGAAUCUAUCAAACAUUUGA